This is a messenger RNA of Dentiscutata heterogama, 361 nucleotides long. Lineage: Eukaryota; Fungi; Glomeromycota; Glomeromycetes; Diversisporales; Gigasporaceae. The record is from the annotation of a GenBank genome assembly.
AUGACCGAAAAUUCUGAUAACAAUAUAGCUCCUCCUAUUGUUUCAUCUAAUACUCCUACACCAAAAACAAGUAGAAAACCAAAAUCUAUCGUAUGGGGGGAUCAUAUUAAGCAAGGAAAGUCAAUUUCCAAAGGACAUUGGAAUGCAACAUGCAAUUAUUGUAACCAAGUUUGGUACAAAGGUUCUCCUGCUGCUCUCGAAGACCACUUAGGUAAUUUAUGUAAUAACGUGUCACCGGAUGUUCGUGACCUAUUUUUAAACCAGUUAGCAGCAAAGGCACUUGAAGUUGAUACAUCAAAAUCAAAGAAACGAAAACUUGGCAAUCAGUCAAAUCAAGCACAACUUUCAGAUUUUAUCGAAA